AUGUCCGCCGCCGACGCCAAGGUGGUCAAGACCGAACCGCUGGACCCCAAGGAUGCCCGCUGGGUGCGCCUGGUGAAAACAACCUACACCGACCCGCUCUCCACUACGCGCGAUUGGGAGUCCGCUGAGCGGCAAACGCGCCCUGCCGGCUCGCUUAUCGACGGCGUCGGCAUCGUCGCCAUCCUGCAGGCCCCCGACGCGCCGCCGUCGCUGCUGCUGCAGAAGCAGUUCCGCCCGCCCGUCAACGCCAUCUGCAUUGAGGUUCCCGCCGGCCUGAUCGACGCUGGUGAGACGCCUGAGGUGUGUGCCGUGCGCGAGCUCAAGGAGGAGACGGGCUACGUGGGCGAGGUUAUCAAGGAAGGCUUCGGCGUGAGUCCGGUAAUGUGGAAUGACCCCGGUUUCUGCAACACAAACCUCAACAUGGUCCACGUCACCGUCGACUUGACCAAGCCCGAGAACAAGAAUCCCAAGCCUGAGCUUGAGGACAACGAGUUCAUCGAGUGCUUCACCGUCCCGCUCGCCGAUCUCUAUGCCCAGUGCCGCGCUCUUGAACAGCAGGGCUACGCCAUCGACGCCCGCGUCGGCACUCUCGCAGAGGGCAUCGAGAUCGCAAAGAGGUGGAAGCUGUAA
Molecule: messenger RNA, 630 nt
Organism: Lasiodiplodia theobromae
Lineage: Eukaryota; Fungi; Ascomycota; Dothideomycetes; Botryosphaeriales; Botryosphaeriaceae
Product: Adp-ribose pyrophosphatase
Exons: 4
Coding region: 1-630 (209 amino acids)
Biological process (GO): ribose phosphate metabolic process; nucleoside phosphate metabolic process
Cellular component (GO): cytosol; nucleus
Molecular function (GO): ADP-ribose diphosphatase activity
Source: RefSeq, a predicted model, not a curated record